This is a messenger RNA of Monodelphis domestica (gray short-tailed opossum), 4646 nucleotides long. It is a transcript of the gene GLRX2, whose product is annotated as glutaredoxin 2. Gene Ontology annotation, molecular function: protein-disulfide reductase activity. The record is from RefSeq and is a predicted model, not a curated record. Gene Ontology annotation, cellular component: mitochondrion. Lineage: Eukaryota; Metazoa; Chordata; Mammalia; Didelphimorphia; Didelphidae.
UGGGCGGAGCCAUAGCGACGCCGACGCCUAGGACGGCGGCGCUGGUGAGAGAUCAGUCUCAGCACGGAAAGCUGGACCUGGGGGCGGGGCGUCCCCCCGUCCGCUUCCCUGGACUAGCUUGGUCUAUCAGGAAAAGGGGGCGGCGGGCUGUCUUCGGAUCGGGGAUUCGACGAACUCCCAGGGCCACGGGCCGCUGGAGGGUCGGGGAGGGGAGGCCGCGCCGCCGCCGAAGGGGCCCUGUCCCUCUCGGGCCAUGUCCUUACGCUGCGCGGCGGCCAUCUCGGGGGCUCGGCUCCUCUGCCAGAGCCGCUGGGGCUCGAACGCUACAAUUCCGGUCUGGUAUGGUGCGGAGGAUGGGAAACAGAACAUCCUCUUCCAUGGAUAAAUCAGAAAUUGCUCCUAUAAAUCAGAUCCAGGAAACAAUUUCACAUAAUUGUGUAGUGAUCUUCUCAAAAACAUCCUGUUCUUAUUGCACAAUGGCAAAAAAGCUUUUCCAUGACAUGGAUAUAAAAUAUACUGCUGUGGAAUUGGACAUGCAUAAAUAUGGAAGCCAGUUUCAGGAUGCUCUUCUAAAAAUGACUGGUGAAAGAACUGUUCCAAGAAUUUUUGUCAAUGGGACUUUUAUUGGAGGAGCAACUGAUACUCAUAGGCUUCACAAAGAAGGCAAGCUGCUUCCAUUAGUUCAUCAGUGUUAUUUUAAGAAGUUUAGAUCAAAGAAUUUCUGACUGUAAUGUAGGCUCUCCUUGGCUGUGCUGGCAAAUGUCUGCUUUUUAGUCAUUUUGCUUAUAAAACAUUUAAAUAAUUCUUUGAAAAUACAAAAUCUUAAUCAAAGAAUAGUCUAUAAAAUGAACAAUAAAGACCUGUGAAACCUACUAUAAAUAUUCCUUUUCCGAUAACACUUUCAGGUGAAGCUAAUUUUUUUUUUUUUUGCAACAUGGAGGCUGACACUUUGUAGCCUUAAUUUUGUAAUUUAAUCUGAGAAACCUCAUAGUGAUGGAAUACACCUUUUCUUAGAAAACAUUAAAAUAUUGUUAAAACUCUUAUUUGAAAACUGAAGUUAAGGAUUAGGGAUUUGCAGUCUCACAGAUUCAAUGGGAUACCCUAUUUUCUGUUAAUACUUCCCAACCAGGAUUUGGAUACUAGAUCUGAUCAUUGGCUAUCCAACUUAUGUGUAAUGUGAGGAAAAUAAAAUGGGAAUCAAUCAAUAUAUAAUCCUUCUUUAUUGUCUAUUACUCCUGAUCGUAGUACAACUAAUUCGUAGACAUUAGAGGGAUAUUGCUUUCAGUAUAAGGUGUAAAGAACAUUGUAAUUAUUAGACCUGUCCCCAAAUAGAAUGGGCUGUUUUGUUAGGAGGGGGUAGUUGGUUUCCCAUGGUAAAAAAUGUUUAGGUAGAGGCUCCAUUACAAUUUGUCAGUCAUGUUGUAAAGAUUUGCUUUGGAUAGGAAUUUCAAUUAAAAUUUUUAUCACUGUAUCUCAAACCCAGUCUAGUAACCCAGAGUUGAUUAAUAUUUCAGCUUAAAACACUCCUUCAGGCCAUAUUUGAAAUGCAAGAAGAAAUCAAUUUACAACAUAAGGAAGAAUAUAUCUUUAUCACUUCCUAUUUUAUCAAUUAGUUACACCACAGUCCUAGUUUGUUCAGUGUUUACUAGGUGCAAGGCAGGGUUACUAUUUUAGGUUACAUGACAUCUAGAGAAGAGUUAGCUAUACAUGGUUAAGAACCCAGAGGAUGAAAACAACUUUACAUAAAAAAGAAACAGACUUCAGUGGUCAAAGAAUGUUACUUCUUUAUUCCUGAUUACACUCCAUUUAAAAAGAGGCAGCUUAGAGUAAUCAAGAUUUUUCUCUCCUCUUCAGAUUUAUUUGCACUGCACAGAAAACCCUGAAACACUCUGAAAUUUAUAUAGUGCAGUCCUACUGACAUUUAUUAAGGGCUCUAUCAUUCAUAUGCAGCACUGUAACAGAUGUUGGGAAUACAAGGACAAAAAUGAAGUAGAUAGGCCCUGCCUUCAAGGACCUUAUGUUUUUUUAGAGAUAUAUGAUAACUUGGAGAGGGAUGUGAGAAAGCCCUUUACUACUGAAGAUCAGGGCAUUAAGAACUCUUCGAUAUUCCAGGAAAAACUUUCAAACAUCAAACAGCUUUGCUGUUAUGGUCAAAUAUGAAGGAUUUUAUUCUCUGCCAUUGGUUUAAAAGCAAUAACACUAGGCAUUUUUCAUUCUGCAAACCCUAAAUUUUUUUUUAAACCCUUACCUUCCGUCUUGGAAUCAGUAUUGGGUAUUGGCUCCAAGGCAGAAGAGUGGUAAGGGCUAGGCAAUGGGGUCAAGUGACUUGCCCAGGAUCACAUAGCUGGGAAGUGUCUAAGGCCACAUUUGAAACUAGGACCUCCCGUCUCUGGACCUGGCUCUCAAUCCAGUGAGUCACCCAGCUGCCCCUAAACCCUAAAUUUUUUCAAAAAGCUAACCUGUUCUUAGAUUUUACAAUAUUCAUGCAAUUUGAAAAAAAUCCAUAAUGAAUUCUUAGAACAGCUUUUAAUUUUAUAUAAUCUACCUGUAAUUAGCUGGGCCUAGGGUGGCAACAGUUAUUGCUGAACUUUGCAUUUCAUCUCAGCUCUUCUUUACAGAUUAAUAAGAAUAUUAAUAAGAGGGUUUAUAGAUCUCUAUAGAUGUUAGGAAGGAGGGAGAGGAGAUCUGUGUAUUCAGAUGGGGAAAAAAAAUUACAACUUUAUUUUGAUUAACCUCUUAACAAAAUUUUAGCAUUUCCUUCAGUUAAGAAUUUUAUUUCUUUUAUUUUUUCAAACCCUUACCUUCCAUCUUGGGAUCAGUGCUGUGUAACGGUUCCAAGGCAGGAGUGGUAAGGGUUAGGCUAGGUUAAGUGACUUGCCCAGGGUCACACAGCUGGAAAGUGUCUGAGGCCGGAUUUGAACUCAGGACCUCCCAUCUCUAGGCUUGGCUCGGAAUCCACUGAGCCACUCAGCUAGCUGCUCCACCCCCCACACCUACACCCUCAGUUAUGAAUUUUUUACAAAACAUUCUGAGAAGGAUCCAUCGGUUUUACUAUUUUACCAACAGGGUCCAUGAAACAAAAAGGUCAGGAACCCCUGAUCUUCAUGAAUGUUAUUCUCUGAUGCUUUUGACUCCUGUACACAAAGUGUAUUUUGUUUUGUGUUGUGGUGGGGUGGUUCUAUAAACAUUGAAACAUUACAGUUAUUAAAUCUUUUAAAUUCAUUCUAUCAGAAUUUUAGAGCUGAAACUCCAGAAGUGUCUUCAGUGUCCUUUAUUGAAGGUAUAAGGGGGACCUUAUACAUGAUUUGCUUAAGGUCAUCCAGCUAUUUGAGAUUGUUAUGCAUGUCUCCUGCCUCCCAGGCCAGUGUUUGUUUGUUUUUUGCCUUAUACAAAGUGUCGCUUAUUGAUAAUAUUUUCAAUUCUCAUAUUGUUAAGAAGUGAAGUUUAGGAGAUAUAAUAUAUUCUUUCAAAACAUAAUUUGUCUCAUUUAUUAUCAACCAAUUUUGUUUUUACUUAAAAUAUGAGUUGAAGGCAAGAAGUGAAAAACUCUUAUUAGAAGAGGAAAGUAUUACCAAAACAAAAUUUUAGCAAUAAAGUAGAGGGACAAUAAAAUGGAAAAGAUGAACUGACAUUUAUAUAAAGUGAUUUCUUACAAGGCUGUGAAAGAGAAAAGAGAGAAAGAGUAAAGUAAAACUAUUAUCUAUGUGAAAUAAAAUUAUUUUCUUAUGGUAACAACCAAGUGUUAGAAGUAGUAUUUAAAUCCUACAUUGGGGGGACUUACAUCAGGAAAUCAGUUUGCCUAGUUUUUUCUACUCGGGUAUCACGUUAUAUUUACAUACUGGGGGAAAUACUGUUUCUAAUAACGUAUUCAAUAAUAAAAAUUGAUGGUCAAAUUUCCUUCAGUUGUUAAACUUUCAUAUGGAAAAGGAUUAUUCAUAAAGAAAAUUGUAAUUUUCAUUUCUUCCCUUUUCAUAUCAUUAGCUAUAACUAAAAUAUGGAACUAUAGAAACAGGUUUCUAAAGGAAUUAAACUGGCCUAAAUCUUAAAUAUUUUUCAUUGUGUUCAAAUGAACACUAAAUUAUAUAAUUGAAUGGGUUAAGUGUUCUAGGGUCUAGUUUCUAGUCCCAGGGUAUUACCAUGAACUCAGAAGAAAGGUUAAUUGGGCACAUAUCCCAAAGGGUUUAUUUGCCGAUAGGUAAUGGUUUAUUCUUAUAUGUAAAACAACCUAAGAGAAGUUUUUUAUAGCUACAAAUCUAUUUCAUAGCUCUUCAGUAUAUUUUAUUAAACUUUUUUGUUUUCUCAGAGGAAUCUAACUUAACUGCCCAUUAGAGCUCAUGCCAUCUGCCUGGGUUCAGUAAUUGUAUUUUUAUUAUUUUAUUAUGCAUUCCAUUCUUUUUCUCUUAUUUAGUCAUUAUCGCACAAUAAAGAGUGUCCCAAGCCAUAUUUUCCAGUAAAAUUCUUAGAUGGAUUCUAGGUGACUUGUAUGGUUAUAGAAUAUUAUUAUGGUGUAUCAUGUGUUCAAAUUUCUUAACAUGAAUUGCUAUGCAAGGCUGUUACCCUUUUUAUGAGACAAAUUUGAAUGUAUUUAAAAUACUAAGCACUACAAAUAUUUCAUGAGAAAUAAAAAUAAUUCAUGAUGUAGUUUA